UGAAAAAUUGCCACGAAAUAGACUGCCACCUUCAACAGAAAGCGAAGACGGCGAGGCGACGAUUCUGAUUUCGAUUUGGACUAGAAAACACGAACAUUGUUUGAUUUCAAAAUAAACUUUUACGAUGGAGGAAGUCAGCAAGCACUCUGUCCACACGCUGGUGUUCAGAUCACUCAAGAGGUCACAUGACAUGUUCAUUGCUGAUAACGCCCAUCCUCCAAAUAGGGAUGCUGAAGCAGAUAAGGUUAAGAUUGCCUGCAAAGUGAAAGACCAGUAUGGGAUGGUACAGAACCUGACAGCUACCACAGGACACCAGAGAACAGCUGACGACUUACAUCAAGAAACAAGGGAAGAGAGCCAGGGGUAUGAACAAGGAUAUGAGGAGAUUCCAGCCCACAUCCAACCAGGACAUCCAUACCCAAAUGCACCAGGAGUACCACUGUCUGAACACACUGCAAGACAACCAGGUCUUAGUCAAGGAGGUGUUCAGCAGGUGUUGAGAGGGCUUCCACCUUCAGAAGCUCAGCUUCAGGCUUCAAGAACAGCUCCUGGAAUUGAAGAUAUUCAGAGGAAAGCUGGCAUUCCAGAGAGAAUACAACCCCCAGGAUCAAGGGCCUUGGUAGCUGUUUCCUCUGGCACCAAGAACUCAGCCAUUGUUCCUAGGAAAGCUCCCACAAUGCCUAAACCAAAGUGGCAUCCCCCGUGGAAGCUGUACCGCGUGAUCAGCGGCCAUCUGGGAUGGGUUAGAAGCAUAGCUGUGGAACCAGGCAAUCAGUGGUUUGUCACAGGGGCAGGCGACAGGGUCAUUAAGAUCUGGGAUUUGGCUAGUGGUCAGCUGAAGCUAUCCUUGACCGGUCACGUGAGUGCUGUCCGUGGUCUGGCAGUGAGCCCUCGUCAGCCCUACCUCUUCUCCUGUGGAGAGGAUAAGAUGGUCAAAUGUUGGGACCUGGAAAUGAACAAGGUCAUAAGACAUUACCAUGGUCAUCUCAGCGCCUGCUACGCCCUUGACCUCCAUCCGACCAUUGACAUCCUGGCUACGUGUGGACGAGACGCCACCAUCAGGAUAUGGGACAUGCGGUCAAAGGCUUGCGUCCACACACUGACCGGUCACACCAAUACAGUAGCAUCGGUCAAGUGCCAGAGUGCUGAACCUCAGAUUGUAAGUGGCAGCCAUGACUCUACCAUCAGACUGUGGGACCUGGCAGCGGGCAAGUCCAGAGCAACCCUCACCAACCACAAGAAGAGUGUCAGAUCUGUUGUUCUACAUCCGAAACUGUACAUGAUGGCGUCGGCAUCUCCAGAUAACCUCAAGCAGUGGAAGUUCCCUGAAGGAAACUUCAUGCAGAACCUAGGAGGCCACAACGCCAUCGUCAAUUGCUUGGCUGUCAACUCGGAUAAUGUUCUUGUGUCGGGAGGAGACAACGGUUCACUUCAUUUCUGGGAUUGGCGGUCGGGCUUUAACUUCCAGCGGACCCAGGCCCCGGCCCAGCCCGGGUCGCUCGACAGCGAUGCAGGAAUCUUUGCCAUGACCUUUGACCACAGCGGCAGUCGGCUGCUGACCGCAGAGGGCGAUAAGACCAUCAAGAUCUACAAGGAAGACGAUGAAGCGACGGAAGAGACUCAUCCUCUAAACUGGAAGCCCGAGAUCCUGAAAAAGAAGAAGUAUUAAAAGAAAGAUGGCUGGCAUGUAUUCCCUGGAGUCAUGAUUGCUGUUACAGGGCCCUGAUUCAUAAAACUUAAUAUCAAUGACUAGAUACAAGCUACUGUUAUAAGCUACUGAAAUCAUGGCAUCUGAUUGGCUGAGAGCACAUUUGUCAUAGAAACUUAGCCGUUAUAGAUAACAAGUUUUAUGAAGUGGGCCCCAGAUGCCUUGCUCAACUAAACCUGGAUACAAUGGCCACCUCUUCAGGAAAUUCAUCUGCUACAGAGACUUUUGGUUGGGGCAACUGUAACAUGUAGUUUAUUCUUCUACCAACCUUAUAAUUUAGUGCCCGGUAUGCAAGCUUUCUUCUCCUCUUAGCAACUUUCUCAAGCCAAGCGAUUCUUCACGCAGGAAGGUCAUCUGCUACAAAGACUUUUGGUUGGGGAUAAUCACAACAUGUAGUUUAUUCUUUUACCAGCCUUAUAAUUUAGUGCCUGGUACGCAAGCUUUCGUCUACUAACAACUUUCUCGGGCCAAGCGAUCCUUUACACAGUUUCUUGUUGUCUGCUGUCUCGAGAUCUCUGGAGCGAAAACAGGUGAUAGUGAAAAGCCAGAGCCCCCAUUCAGUUAACGAGUAAUCAAUUUAUUCCAGAUCGAUUUUUCUUUAAUCACCUUUCUAGGAAAGAGGCGUGUUUCAAAGUCAAUUGUAUGUCCAGUUUUAAAGGCAUCGUUUAACAGUGUUAAAUCUGAGAUGCAUGGACCUGCAUGUUAUCAGUGUCUGUGAUAUGGUGUAAUAUUUAAGCAAGCCCUACAAAAGUUGCGCAUCAAAAUGAUCACAAAGUGCCACAAAAAAGUAAAUUUCUUUGAGAGACCGGUUUAGCAUAUUCACUUUCCCCAAUAGACUGUAGUGUUAUAAAAACCGUUAAAAAUAUUUUUUGAAAUUUCGAUUUCCAACCAUAUAUAUCUUAAU
This is a messenger RNA of Strongylocentrotus purpuratus (purple sea urchin), 2612 nucleotides long. RefSeq names its product pleiotropic regulator 1. Gene Ontology annotation, biological process: mRNA splicing, via spliceosome. Gene Ontology annotation, cellular component: Prp19 complex; precatalytic spliceosome; catalytic step 2 spliceosome. The coding region runs from base 125 to 1669 and encodes 514 amino acids. Gene Ontology annotation, molecular function: protein binding. The record is from RefSeq and is a predicted model, not a curated record. NCBI's taxonomy places the organism in Eukaryota, Metazoa, Echinodermata, Echinoidea, Camarodonta, Strongylocentrotidae. The transcript is spliced from 13 exons.